GGCACAUGUCCAUUACAAAUCAGCAGGACUUACACACUCCUGGCCCAGAGUGACGCAGGUGUCCACCGACUGCUGAUAACCAUCGUCGCGCGCACUGCUCAUCCUGGGACGAUGGCUCUUGGAUUCGGCAGUAGUAGUAGCAAGCUCGGCGACUCGACAGCCGUCGCCACCACCGCGCCCCCCGAGAGCAGGACAGGGAAAUUCUUCCGAGGCAUGCUGGGAAACAGCAAGAGCUCCAAGAAAAUCUCGACACAUCUUUCGUCCACAUCGUCCGUGGCCAAGUCGACCUCGUCCGUGUCGGACGACGAAGGCGACCUUGAACGCAGUGGAUACUCGGCGGAACACAAACAGCACAACAACGGCAAGAAGACGAGUUUGAUCUCGAGUUUUCAGGAGAACCACGACGGCCACCACGAGUCGGACUUUUACGCACCCACGAGCAAGAGCGGCGUGCUUGUCAAGCAGGCAAACCACCUCAAGAACUGGAAGAAGCGCUUUAUGGUGUUGCGCGGCCAGUCCAUGUUCUAUUACGUGUCUGGCACGUCGAGCGAGGAAACGUUCCCUCGCGGCGUCAUCUCGUUGUCGGGCGUGGAUGUUCAUCCAUUGGACACGGCCAAGUUUAAAAAACAAUUUUGUUUUGAAAUCUCCCACCCCAAUUACCGGUCGCUGUACAUGGUCGCAAAGAACGAAGCGGACCUCGUGCAAUGGUUAAGCAGCAUCAAAAGCGCAUCCCUUCCCGUGCGCGACGGCGUCGCAGACGUCCGCGAGUCCAAGGAACAGCUCUAUCAACUCCCCGCCCUAGAAGACGUGCCUGCGUUUGAGCGGGUAUAUGUGUGCCGAAAGAAGAUGGCAUUCUGCCGACCAAGGUACCUCGGGCUGUCGGACAAGGAAAAGUACGAGUUGCGCGACCGCCAGAUCAAGCUAAUGCAGGAUAUCCACACAUAUUGCGAUACAUAUCCGACGUUGAUGGCCGACCCGAGCCUGUUCAAGGAACUGCUUCACAUGACGUCGUCGUUUCUGUUUCGGCCGUUUCCGCGCGUCCCCGCGCAAGAUCCGAACGCGGUCUUCUUUGAAGAGACCUCCCCGGACACGGACGCGGCGCCAUUCUCGAUCCAAGACCUCAUGUCCGACAUGCUGUCGGCAGAAGACCAAGAGUGGAGCGUCCUGAGCACGUGCUACGACAUCCUCGUGCGCGCGAUCGAGUACAUUGACCAGCUAGACAAGCAAGUGCGCAAAGAUUUCUUCACGCCGCGCUUUGUAUCGCAGCUCGUCGCGCUGUUCAAGUCGCCAUCGUACAAGGAACGGCAGUUGCUCAAGACCGUGCUGCAUCGACUGUACUACAAGCUGACGCAGCGACGGGCUCUCAUUCGCAAAGAAAUUGCCAAUGUGUUUUACGAAUACGUGUACGAGUCGUCCAAUUACUAUGGUGUGACGGAACUGCUCGAGAUCCUCGGGAGUAUCAUCAACGGCUUUGCGUGUCCAAUCAAGGAAGAGCAUGUCGUGCUGUUGGUCAAGUCGCUCGUGCCGCUCCACUCGACGCAAGCGUAUACGUCGUACCACCAGCAGUUGAUGUACUGCAUGAUCCAGUUUGUGUCGAAAGAUCAUGUGCUGUACACGCCGAUCGCGCGGGGUGUGCUCAAGUACUGGCCCGUGGGCAACGCGUUCAAGGAGAUUGUGUUUCUGAUCGUGCUCGAGGAGCUGUUCGAGUACGUGUUGGCCGAGUCCGACUUGGCGCCGGUGGCGCGCACGAUGGGGCUCCGCCUUGGCAAGUGCAUGAGCAGCAUCCAGCAGCAAGUGGCGGACCGCGCGCUCGCGUGCUGGAACUCGCCAGCGUGUGUGCGGGUGAUGAAUACGUACGAAAAGGUUGGCCAAGACAUGUUUGACUUGAUUCGACCCAACUUGGUCGCGACGAUGCUGUCGCACUGGAACGUCCUGACCCAGCAAAAGGCCCGCACGGCGUACAAAACGUACUACAAUAUGGGCUAUGAAAAGGCAGGCAACGCCCUCGACAAUGUCAACGACGACAAUGAGAGUGAGUUGAACUCGGAUGAAUCGCGGUUUCACAAGUCCCAAUCCCCGAAACAUGAGGCAACAUUAUAUGGCAGCGACAACAACGAAGAUGGCCAAGAAGACAAAGAGCAGCAGCAUGCACACGACGAAGAGGGAGGAGGAGGAGGCGGAAUGGGCGGGGUCGCUUGAGCACGGGUUAUAACAUAUAUGUGACGUACUAUUACGCUAAAUGUCGGGGACUCUAGCAACGUUAUAUAUCUCCAAAAGGAAGAAGAAGACGAAAAACAUAUUUACAG
This is a messenger RNA of Aphanomyces astaci, 2306 nucleotides long. RefSeq lists its product as hypothetical. NCBI's taxonomy places the organism in Eukaryota, Oomycota, Saprolegniomycetes, Saprolegniales, Verrucalvaceae. Bases 112 to 2199 code for a protein of 695 amino acids. Gene Ontology annotation, molecular function: protein phosphatase regulator activity. The transcript has 8 exons. The record is from RefSeq and is a predicted model, not a curated record. Gene Ontology annotation, biological process: signal transduction. Gene Ontology annotation, cellular component: protein phosphatase type 2A complex.